Messenger RNA from Anguilla rostrata (American eel), 2474 nucleotides. RefSeq names its product G protein-coupled receptor 142 (gene gpr142). Gene Ontology annotation, cellular component: plasma membrane. NCBI's taxonomy places the organism in Eukaryota, Metazoa, Chordata, Actinopteri, Anguilliformes, Anguillidae. Gene Ontology annotation, biological process: G protein-coupled receptor signaling pathway. The transcript has 4 exons. Gene Ontology annotation, molecular function: G protein-coupled receptor activity. Bases 604 to 1713 code for a protein of 369 amino acids. The record is from RefSeq and is a predicted model, not a curated record.
CACCUCUCAUAUACCCUCUCAUAUUUACCUGUCUCCAUCUCUGAAUCAAUCCCUGAUUCGCUCCUUCUCUUAUCCCCUCCCUCACUCCCUCCCUUCCUCCCAGUCCCCUCCCUCUCUCGCUCUCUUCCUCCCAGUCUCCUCCCUCUCUCCCUCCCUCUCCUCUUCGUCUCUCUCUGUCUCGCACAGAGAGUAGUGAUGUGUGCUCUCCCAGUGAGUAGUGAUGUGUUCUCUCUCAGUCUUGUGUGGAUUGUAGUGAUGUGUUCUCUCUCAGUCUUGUGUGGAUUGCAGUAAUGUGCUCUCUCUCAGUAAGUAGUGGUGGGUUCUCUCUCAGUAAGUAGUGAUGUGUUCUCUCAGUGAGUAGUGAUGUGUUCUCUCAGUGAGUAGUGAUGUGUUCUCUCUCAGUCUUGUGUGGAUUGUAGUGAUGUGUUCUCUGUCAGUCUUGUGUGGAUUGCAGUAAUGUGCUCUCUCUCAAACGCAGGGUUUUUGCUGUGUGGUGUGGGAGUCUCUGAUGUCCUGUUCUUUAUGGCUCUACAACUUAUCAUGCGGAGCUCAACAAACCCUUGGACACAUUGCCCAUGAAGACACAGGUGAAUCACAGCUGUGAUGAUCUCCUGGCCCAACACCACAGAGCCCGACACCGUGGGCAGCCAGAGCACCAGGGACCCCCAGAAGUCUGAGUGCGUCCUGGGGUUCAUCCCCAUCAUCUACUACAGCGCCCUCCUGUGUGUGGGAGUACCAGUGAACGUGCUGACGGCGGUGGCGUUGUGGCGGCUGGCCUCCCGCAGUAAGAAGGUGCUGUACGUGUACCUGCUGGCGCUGACGGGGGCCGACAUCCUCACGCAGCUCUUCAUCAUCUUCGUGGGCUUCCUGCUGGAGACGGCCGUGUUCCACCGGAAGGUUCCGGCGCUGCUGCUGCACUCCGUCAGCGUGCUGGAGUUCGCGGCCAAUCACGCGGCGGUGUGGACGGCGGUGCCGCUGACGGUGGACCGCUACGUGGCGCUGUGCUACCCGCUGCAGCACCGGCGCAUCAGCUACCCGGGCCGGGCGCGGCGCGUGGUGGCGGCCGUGUUCGGGCUGGCGCUGGUCUCCGGCGUGCCCUUCUUCUGGUGGACGGAUCUGUGGCGGGAGGGCGGGGCCCCCACGGCGCGAGACGGGGCGCUGAUCUGGACCCACGUCACCAUCAUCUACUUCCUGCCCUGCGCCAUCUUCCUGGUGCUCAACUCCCUCAUCGUCCUGCGGCUGAGCGGGCGGGGCUGGGGGCGGGGCGGGGGGCGGGGGCGGGGUCAGGGGGACAGCCCCGCCCCCUCGGCCCCGCGCCGGCUGGGUAAGACCACGGCCACGCUGCUGGCGGUCACCUCCUGCUUCUGCGUGCUGUGGGCCCCGCGCACGGGCGUGGUUCUGUACCACCUGCACAGGGCGUCGGUGCGCAGCGACUGGCGGGUGCACCUGGCCUACGACCUGGCCAACAUGCUGGCCAUGCUCAACACCGCCGUCAACUUCUUCCUGUACUGCUUCACCAGCCAGCCGUUCCGUGCGGCCGUGCGCGACGUGCUGCUCCUGCAGGCGCGGCCGCCCCGCCCCGGCCACGCCCCGCACCCCCAGCCCCCCCCCGGCCACGCCCACUCCUCCUCCUCGCUGUCGAGCGGGGCUAAGCGCCCGCACCCCCAAGCCUCCCCAACUCCGCCCCUCCGCCGGGCCAGUAUGACCAUGUGACCUGCCCCCAGGCCCGCCCCCUCCAGGCACUUCUGUCCCAUAACCCCGGGGUGCCUCUGUUGCCAGGGCAACACACAGACCAAUCACUCCUCAUUACUGUUCCCCUCAGGGAGCAGCUCCAAUGGGAGGGGGUGGGGGGGGUGUUAUUCUGUUUUAUUUAAAGAUUAGUAUCUAAUAUAAUUUAUUUUGUUGUUUUUGGAGACUGAGACCAGAAAAUAUGAUUUUUGUGUCUGUGCAUUCAUAUUGAUUUAUAAAGGCCAGAACUCUGCACUUUUAUUUCCGUGAACGGAGUGACCUGCCUGGAUAUUUGUGAUGCAUUAAUUAUGUGCAUGUGUGUGUGCAUGCAUAUGUACAUGUACAUACACAGAGACACACAGACAUGCAUAUGUAUGCACUCUUUACAGACUGCUCUGUUCUGCUCCAGCAGUGCUGGUACAGGCACAUGUGUGUUAUCUCUCUAAUAUGAAAUAUUAAUAAUGUGAAUGUUUCCUCAGUAUUCCACUGUUCCAUGUCAUAAAGGAGGCCCAUCCUAAGCCUAUCACCAGCCUUCACACCUGAGCUGUACCGGUAGCUCCGCCCCCUUUAUCAUUAAAGUGAUGCCUUUGAAAAUCAGUGACUUUCAGUAAAAUCUUAAAUCACCUCAUUACUUUACUCAUUAUUUUACCAGCAAACACACACCCCCUCAUUACUUUACCAGCACACACACACCCCCUCAUUACUUUACCAGCACACACACACCCCCUCAUUACUUUCAGCACACA